Myotis davidii is the source of this 2277-nucleotide messenger RNA. RefSeq names its product protein CASC5-like. The transcript has a single exon. Gene Ontology annotation, biological process: attachment of spindle microtubules to kinetochore; cell division; protein localization to kinetochore. Gene Ontology annotation, cellular component: nucleus. The record is from RefSeq and is a predicted model, not a curated record. The annotation marks the transcript as partial. Lineage: Eukaryota; Metazoa; Chordata; Mammalia; Chiroptera; Vespertilionidae.
AACCGCACUAUACAAAUUUUACCCUCUGCAGAUAAUUUAUCUGAAAUAGAAAAUCAAACUCAGACUGUCAUGAUGGAUGUUACAACAGGUUAUAGAACUAAAGCUCCAGCAAAGACGACAGUCUUUGAGAAUAAACCAAAUGCUGCUUUUCCAGACUCUCCCUUAAAUCCUAAAGGUGACAUACAUAUUACCAGAGGUCAUAUUAUGGGGACAGAAACUCACAUGGUCACACAGACUUCUAACCAAGAUGUCAGAACAUUGGCCAUGGUCCCGGAAUCUGUAUGUUUCAGUCCAGCAAUUCAAGAUUAUAAAACAUUUUUGUAUUCUACUUGUAAUGAUGCCAUGGAACUGACCAAGUGUCUCUCAAGUAUGAAAGAGGAAGAAAAUUUGCUAAAGGAUGACCGUAAUUAUGCCAAAAUGUGUCAUAAUCCAGAUACCAGCUCUCUUCUCAUGGAGAAAACGAUUUACUCAGGAGAGGAUAGCAUGGACAUUACCAAGAGUCAGACACUUGUAAUAGAAAAUCAAAUUUUUAAAGAAGAUCAGACAAAUGUCCAGAUAACAGCCAAACCAAUAUCUGAAAAAGAAAUGAUGCUCAAAAAUCACAUAACUAUGUCAAAGGAUGAGGAAAUGAAUGUAAAUUGUAUCUCAGUUUCUCAUGUAUCUAAGGAAAGAUUAAAACAGACCCAGGCAGAUCCUUUGUCUACUUCAUUGGCUGGUAAAAAGACUGUAAUCUUCACAGGUGAAGAUGAGGGUUUGACUAAAAGUCAUACAACUAAUUUAGGAAGUCAAGCUCCUUUUGCAUCUUAUAAUCUAGCAUUCAAGGAUGCCAGUACAUCUCACUCUGACAGCAAAAGCCUUUUAGAUGAAUGGGGAAAAAAGACCAAAACUCAUAAUGAACUCUCCCGACAACCAAAAAUAAUAUCUACAAACAUCCUAACUGAUGCCUGGGGCAAAGAAAUAGAUCAAGUUUUGAAGAUUUCACCCUAUCUUGAUAAAGUUUCUCCUCAGCCAGUGGAUAUUAACCAGGACAAAGCAACAAGCUAUAAUAUAGUAUACUCUCGUGGAGAUCUUCAUAAACAAGUAGCACUGGGAAAGAAUAGAAAUACAGUUUCAUGUGAGCAAGCUUUGUUUCCAAUCACUAAACAGUCUUCAGAAGGCCAAUCUGCCAUGGAAAAUCCUAAUACUGGUGUUAACAGUCAUAUAGUUAAAUCUGUACCAGACCAGAAUUCUAAACUGCCUGAGCCACUGAGGAAAAGUUUAGGUAAUCCCACCCUUGACUGUUCUCGUGACAAGAUAAUUACUUGUUCAGAAGUGGAGCAAAAUAUGGAUCUAACCAAGAGUCACACUGUUGUCAUUGGAUUUGGUCCUUCUGAAGUACAAGAACUUAGUAAGACUAAUUUAGAAAGAACUGUACUUGCAGACAGACCUGACUUUGAACUAUUCAAAAGGAAAAGUGUAGGAAAAAUAAAAGUGACCUCUUCUGCUGAGGAGAGUGUUUCCUUUUCGGAGAAUGGUGAAAGUGACCAUUCAGCAGCAAAAGUUAGCCAGCUAACACUUCUUGGGGACCGAUCUAAUAGUGUUCCUAUAGAGAAAGCUGUAGCAUUUAUAGCUGAUGAAAACAUAGAUGUGUCUACAUCAACUGUUUGGAAAAAUGACAAAGAUAUACAAAAGCCUGGAUUUCUGAAUGAACAUUUGUCAGGCAAAAGUCAAAGAAGGAAAAGCCUUAGACUCAAAGAUGACAAGCCCAUUGCAUUUUCAGGUAAUGAUAAAAAUGAUAUGGAUAUCAUCCAGAGUUGUACAAUGAAAAUAAAUAACAAAAAUGCCCUAGAAGAUAGAAAAGAUUCUCUGUUGGUGCCUUUGGCAGGAACUUCUAAAACUGUUUUGUAUACAUGUGGGCAGGAUGACAUGGAGAUCACUAGAAUUCACACAACUGCCUUAGAAUAUAAAACUGUCUCACCAGUCAAAAUAACCACUAGGCCAAUGGACAAUACUGUAUUGUUUAUAGAUAAUCACAGUGAUCUGGAAGUCACCAAGUCCAAUACUGCUUUCAUUGAUUGUCAAGCCACAGAAAAAAUACUUCAAGAGUGCCCUAAAUUUGGAAUAGUAAAAAGAAAAACCUUGGGUGUUUCUUUUCCUAAGGAUGGAAGCUCUGUUCAAGAAAUCACUAAACAACAAGCACAGGCUAUAGAAAACAAAAUUGUUCUUCAGACUGAGCAAGAGCACCAUGUGAUACCCUGUUCUAAUACAUUGUCUGGGGAUCAAGCUCAGAUAGAAAUC